AUGUCCAACGCACCAGGUGCUAGCACAGCCGAGUUCGGCCAGCCACUGCGAAAGUUCAAGCUGGUCUUCCUCGGCGAACAGUCGGUCGGCAAGACGUCGCUCAUCACACGGUUCAUGUACGACACGUUCGACAACACGUAUCAAGCGACGAUCGGCAUCGACUUUCUCUCGAAAACCAUGUACCUGGAGGACAGGACAGUGCGUCUGCAGCUCUGGGACACGGCUGGUCAGGAGCGGUUCCGAUCUUUGAUUCCAUCAUAUAUCCGAGACUCGUCGGUGGCAGUUGUGGUGUAUGACAUUACGAACCGAGCAUCAUUCCAAAACACAGCGAAAUGGGUCGACGACGUACGAGCAGAGCGCGGCAACGACGUGAUCAUUGUUCUGGUCGGCAACAAGACAGAUUUGAGCGACAAGAGACAAGUGACAACGGAAGAAGCAGAGAAGAAGGCGCAAGAGUUCAAUGUGAUGUUCAUCGAGACAUCGGCCAAGGCGGGGCACAAUGUCAAGGUGCUGUUCAAGAAGAUCGCACAGGCGUUGCCUGGAAUGGACAAGGAUGCGGAUGCGGCGAAUGGCGCUGCCACUGCCAACAAGACCAUCGACGUGACUGCUGCGCCAGCAACAGCGACCAACGAGGAUGGAUCUUCGUGCAAGUGUUGA
Messenger RNA from Kalmanozyma brasiliensis GHG001, 657 nucleotides. RefSeq names its product Small GTPase superfamily. Gene Ontology annotation, molecular function: GTP binding; GTPase activity. The transcript is spliced from 5 exons. The coding region runs from base 1 to 657 and encodes 218 amino acids. The record is from RefSeq and is a predicted model, not a curated record. Lineage: Eukaryota; Fungi; Basidiomycota; Ustilaginomycetes; Ustilaginales.